AUGCGGAAGACUUCUCAAGAUGGCGGUGAUGCAACGUCCAUAACAAGUAGCAUAGAAAAUGAAAUUAAGAAAUCAGCCGCUGGAAUUGUUAAAAUGAAACGAAAUUCCAUCAAAAGAAAAGUACAGAAUUUUAGUAACGAAUCCGAUGAUGGUGUAGGUGAACCUCUUUUACAAAAAGAGAAAGUUGAGACUUUAAGUCAAAGUGCCAAGUUUUUAUUAUCAAAAACAAAGACUGAUAUAAAAAAUGAAAAAUUGAAUGAUAAACAAAAGUCUGGUGAUAAUAUGAUAGCGUCAACAAAAGCUAUGUUUUAUAGUGUGACAGAAAGUUCUACAAGUGGCGCGAAAGAUAAUUCCACUUGUUUUAAUUCUAGAAACGUUGUUGAAACUAGUACUGUUCACAACCAUAUGAAUACCAACGUAUUCAAUAAUUCAGAUGGAGCAAAAAAUGAUAGUAUUCCAAAAUCGCAUAUUUUAGUAGAAAUUGAUAGCAAUAAAUCAAGCGCCUAUAAUCCAGGACCUUUGAUUUUUACAACAGCAAAAAUUCAUACAGAUGGCACAAAUAAGCACAUGGAACCUUUGCAGGUGACACCGGUACCUAUAUUGUCUACUGUAGAAGGAAGCAUUAUUAAAACAAGUCCUGUAAGAGAUGUUGAAGACAAACUGGUAAAAAAUUAUAACAUAUUAAGUAGUGAUAUUCAAAAGUCAGACACAGCGCUCACUACAAUUUUGGGAAAUAAUUUUAAAGGAGUACAAAUUCCUGUUGAUAAUAAUACUAUUGCACCCAUCUUACAUGAAGUGUCAACUAACAGAAUACAGGAAAACGAUGUUAUGAAUCCACCAGUGUUGAAUAAAACCAGUGCAAUUGAUAAAUCAAAACUACCAAUUAAAAAGUCAGAAAAUAAAUUAGACGACGCUAAAUCUUCUAUCUUAACUGGUGCAACAGUAAGCAAGGAGAUAAAAGCUGCACCUGCUGAGAAACAAAUAUCAACAUCAGAUGGAACUAGUUCUUCCACUUCAUUAAAAAUGGAUAUGAAUAAAAAUUUUGAAACUAGCUCUAAAUGUUCAGAUAUUAAAAAAGUACCUGAAACUGAUUGUUAUACUUCAGUUUCAAAAGAUAAAAGUGCUAAAGUUAGUAGUUCUUUUGGUAAUAAGCAAUUACAACGACAAACAACUUUGCGAGAUACAGAAGAAUUGGUAAAGACAACAAGUUCUAUGAAUUCACAAUCCACAAAAAUGCCAAAUGUAAUAGUCAAAACAAAUGUCAACACAGCUAAAGAAAAAUCUACUUUAAAUCUUACUUCACAACCUAUUUUUACUGUUACUACUACAUCCAUAUCUACGCCAAUAACAUCGGUGACAAAGUUAACUUCAGCUUCUAGUUCACCUAGUACUAAUAAAACGGAAUACGUCUUGCCAUGUGUUCCAAAACAUAUCCCAAUAACUACAGUAACAACUUUAAAUACAACACCUGCAAGCAAUACAAAAUUGAAAAAUUCAAUUGCUGCUCCAUCAAAUACUGUAAGUAUAAUGUCAACUGAAGUAAAACUUGCAAAUAAAUUGGAACACAAAAAAUCUACGGCUAGUAAUGGGAAGUUAAAUAAUACUUCUUCGAUAAAAUCGGGUGUCGCAAAAAUAUCCAAUGCACAAGGUGGAAGGAACUCUACAAUACCUAUAACGUCUUCGAAGCCUUUUGAUGUGUCCAUAGGAACAACGAAAAAAAUUUUAGAAUCACACCCAAAAGAUGUAGCAAAAGCUAGAGUAAGUACAAAUUCCACAUUAUCCGACAAAUCGGCAGCAAAAGUAAAGCGUACAGAAGCAGUAACUGCUGAUAUUGAAUCGAGUAUGUUAACAAAAAAAUCAAAAGAAAUACCAUCUGUAACAUCAUCUAAUAAAUCAUAUAGUACCGAUUCAAAACCUAUUGCUACCGAAACGUGUCCAAGUACAGUUACUAAAGAGUAUUCAGCCAUAACAAUAGUCCCAUCUACUGGAAGUACAAGUAAAGUUCAUAAAGUAUUAACUCCAUGUAAUAUAAGCGGCGUUGAUACAACAAAACCAACAACAUCAUGUUCUACUAAAUCGUCGAUUAAAAUACCCGAAUCGACUAAAGGAACCGUAGCUGCUAGUGUUUCAACACAGGCAAAAAGCAAUAAUUUAAAAUCUGAUUCUACAAAUAUAACGCCAAAAACAACGGAGUUGUCAUCAUCCACGAAAACAAGUAAUACUUCUGUAUGUUCAAUUACGAGUGUAACAGGUGCCAAAUCUCCAACAACAACACCUUUACCAGCUCCUCCGAAACCAUCCGUAACACAUAAUCAAAAUCAGUUAGAGCGUAGUGAAUCUAAAAAGGAAAAAUUAAAAUAG
This is a messenger RNA of Diatraea saccharalis (sugarcane borer), 2361 nucleotides long. NCBI's taxonomy places the organism in Eukaryota, Metazoa, Arthropoda, Insecta, Lepidoptera, Crambidae. The record is from the annotation of a GenBank genome assembly.